CCACCAGUUUCAUUGCAUUGCGCAGAAUUCCAGCCAUCUUUCUCAUCUGUCGGGUAUUUUCUGACACAGAGUGGAACUCUCCGUCUCCCUCCUCCCGCCUUUGCCCUGGCAAAGAGGGUGCCAGGUGCCCAGGGCCUGCACAGCCCUGAGCCAGGGAGUAGGACGUUCUCCUGUCCUCUGUUGCUUAGAGGGCUUUGUCAGUGUCCCCAGUCAUCAGGCCGUGCCUCCUGACGCUGGCCUUUUCACUACAGGCACCUGCAGCACAUACAGCAGAGUUCUCGGACUUUGAGGAGGAACCCACAGCUGGAGGAGGCUGUGGAAACCUGGGACACUUCUGCCUUUGUGCUUGGCAUUGGCUCAGAAUUAACUAGGUUGUGGUCAAACUCUGUGAGCAGAUUACUACCCCUAGUAUUAGAUCCGUUCAUAGAAAGUGGAAGCAAUGUCCGCUGUGGCACUGUUAGAGGAUUGGUGCAAGGGGAUGGACGUGGACCCCAGGAAGGCCCUGCUGAUUGUGGGGAUCCCCGUGGAGUGUAGUGAGGCUGAAAUUAAAGAGACCAUAAAGGCAGGCUUACAUGCCCUGUGCACCUACAGGGUGGUGGGCAGAAUGUUCAGAAGGGAAGACAGUGCUAAGGCCAUCUUUGUCGAAUUGUCUGACUUUGUCAAUUUCGCUACGAUACCCAGUGAGAUACCAGGAAACGGAGGUGCCUGGGAAGUGGUGGUAAAACCCCGUAACCCAGAUGAUGAAUUCAUCACUAGACUGAGUUACUUCCUGAAGAAUGAGGGCCGGAGAAUGGUAGAUGUGCCCAGAGUCCUGGGGUAUAGCACUGUCACUGAGGGUGUAGAGCCAGAGGGUUCUUCCCAACACAAGCCGAUAAAUUGGCAGCCUCUGAAAGAAAGCAUGUGGUACCGAAAACUCAAAGUGUUUUCGGGAAACACUUUCCCAGGCCCAGGUGAAGAGAACUUUGAAGCCUGGCUAGAGCAGGUCACGGAGAUUAUGAAGAUAUGGCAAGUGGCUGAGGUAGAAAAGAGGCGCCGUUUGCUGGAGAGCCUACGUGGCCCCGCCCUGUCCAUCAUAAGGAUGCUCAAGGCUGGCAAUGACUCCAUUACUGUGGAGCAGUGCCUGGAUGCCCUGAAGCAGAUCUUUGGGAAUAAAGAGGACUUUAGAACCUCACAGUAUAGGUUCCUCCAGAGCUUUCAGCUGUCUGGAGAGAAAAUGUCUGUUUUUUUGCUACGUUUAGAGCCCCUGCUGCAGAAAGCUGUGCAGCACAACCCCAUGUCAAUGAGAAGCACUGACUUGAUUCGCUUAAAGCACGUCCUAACCCGGGCCAAUAUGAACACCAGCCUCCGGGGCAAGCUUCAGCUCCUUGAUAAGCGCGGGUGUCCUCCCACUUUUCUGGAGUUAAUGAAGCUCACUAGAGAUGAAGAAGAGUUGGAGGUCACCAUGGCAGUGAUGAAGGAGAAGCAGAUGAAUGCAGAAAAGGGCCUCAGGGACUAUGACAGCCCAGUAGUAGCAGAAACCACUGUUCCCAUACCUCAGGUCUUUAAGCAGGCAGGGCCAUGUUAUGACAACAGCACCCAGACCAUCCAGGAAAGGGCUGCACCACUCCUGAAGCGCAGGCGACUGUCAGGCCAUGGUAACGGGGAAGAAGUAUGCGAUCAGGCCACAUGUCCUGAGGCUGAAAACCAGCCUCUACCAAAGGAGAGUCCUCAGCUUGCAGCAGGAGAGUUGGGAAACGAGGCAGGGGCUGGGGCCAUGAGCCACCCCAAGCCCUAGGAAACAUAGGCUCAAGAGAAUCAGGAACCCCUUCUCCUACCAGGCGGAAGAAAGAUUUUAACAAGGAGAAGGGGCAGUCCGCAGAGGACUUGAGUAGGGCAGAGGGGCAGGGCAGUCAGGCCCAGGCCAAGCUCCCUUGCCCUCUACCAGCUGAAAGGGACUCCACCCUCCAAGUCAAACUCAGUACAGGAAGGGCCAAGCACAGGGUCACAAAGUGGUGCCAGCGACACAAACAAGAGGCCACCAAAUCCGGUACAUGGGGUGCUCCAGCCACGGAACGGGACUCCACCACGGCAGAUGCUAAAGGAGGUGCAACUGGGGGCUCUGGCCUCGGCCCCUUCAUUUGGCCACCCCCAAAUGCCCACCCUGUGUGCUCUGAGCUACGAAUGCCGACCGGUUGCCAGGCCACGCGGGGCCUGGAGGAGGCUUCCCCAGGGCCGACCCUUCCAGAAGGAGCCAGUACGGGCGAGGAAGAGCUGCUGCACAGAGAGGGUUACUGGAGACCUGGAGAGAGCACGCAGAGAACAGGGACAGGCCUGGAGAACCACGACUCAGCAGCUGCCAAGGCCAACUCCAGCCCUAAACCCUUCCAACUUGGGUAGCCAGCCUGGGAGCACCCUCAGCAGCCCGUCCCGGCCUAGGUUUAGGCCAACCGCUGCUUGUUCUUGUGGAGAUGUGUGUGUUUUUGUGUGAGCAGUUUUCUCCCGCUGACCACCCCACCGUGGAGACCCAGAGCCCAGCCCCAGGCGACUGCGGGCACGGCCGGUGCUCACCCUGUGACCUCAGGAAGGAAGAACUGGACCAGGGCCAGAGGGGGACUGCCAGCGUCUCCAUGGGCAUUGUGCUCUGAUGUCUCACCCUGUUGUUCCUUGUGACUCAGUUUACUCGGCUUGGGGGAGUGUCCGCUGCUGUGUUUUCCAGCCUGCUGUGACUGUCCUGUGCAGGUCAUAGGGCAGAGCCAGACCCCAGCAUGUGGGCCAGAAGGGGAGGGGUUUCCUGCAGUGAGUGGACAUGGGCAGCGUCCAUUCUGUAAACACCAAUGGUGGGGCCCUCAGGAAGGGGGACUAUGGCAGGAGGGCCCAGGUGAGGGGGGACAGCUGAAGCACCUCGUCAGGGACCCCAAGGAGGAGGUGGGCCCGAGACCUAUGGGCUCUAGUGGCCAUUCAAAGUUUCUGUGUUUUUAUUCCCUUUCUUCAAUGGUUUCAGUUAAAUGUUUCUCUUCAAUAAAUUUCAUGUUUCA
Molecule: messenger RNA, 3014 nt
Organism: Hipposideros armiger (great roundleaf bat)
Lineage: Eukaryota; Metazoa; Chordata; Mammalia; Chiroptera; Hipposideridae
Gene: PNMA5
Product: PNMA family member 5
Exons: 4
Coding region: 440-1774 (444 amino acids)
Source: RefSeq, a predicted model, not a curated record